Molecule: messenger RNA, 1633 nt
Organism: Trichosurus vulpecula (common brushtail)
Lineage: Eukaryota; Metazoa; Chordata; Mammalia; Diprotodontia; Phalangeridae
Gene: IER2
Product: immediate early response 2
Exons: 1
Coding region: 237-947 (236 amino acids)
Source: RefSeq, a predicted model, not a curated record
GCGUUUGUCUCAUUUGUGUAAACGGUUUCGGCCUUUCCUGGAGUUGAGGAAGAACCUGUCUCCAGUUUGAGGUGGGCGUUUAGGGGAAUUGGGAGCGGAAAGCAAGCGAAGAAGAGGGCGUAAUCCCUCUUGCUGUCCAUAUCUGUUACGAGGCUUUGCCCAAGGGUCACCCUCCCAGACCACCCACUAUUCCACCCUCCCGUCCCUCUCUCCUGGUGCUGCGCCCCGGUCCCGGCAUGGAAGCACAGAAGGAAGCGCAGCGUAUUAUGACCAUGUCGGUGUGGAAGAUGUACCAUUCUCGCAUGCAGCGCGGCGGCUUGAGGUUGCACCGGAGCCUUCAGUUAUCGCUGGUCAUGCGGAGCGCCAGGGAGCUCUACCUCUCCGCCAAGGUAGAGACCGAUGAAGCGGAGCUACCCUUUCCGGCCGCGGCCCUGGCUCCCACCCCUAACCUGCCCCAGCCCAUGACCGUAGCUGAAGCCGAAGCUGGCUCUUCGCAAGUGUCUGAAGAGGUGAUCCCGGUCCCAGAGCCCAUGGAAACGCAGGAAGCUAGGGAGACUGAGCCGGCGCCCGCCUGCAGCCACCUGCCUCCGGUGCCCUUUGCUACUCUGUCUCAGCGCUCAAUGAAACCCAACCGCAAACGGCGGAGCAGUAGUGUGGGCCAGGGCGGGGAAGCCGGGCUGGUUCCCAGCAAGAAAGCUAGGUUGGAGGAAGAAACGGCGGCGGCCGAAGGGAAGGCUGAAGACCUGGGGAGGCGGCAGUUGCAGGUGGAGGAGGGCCCUUUCCCCAGUCUGGCCCGAGUUUUACAGAAGCGCUUCUCUGGGAUCCUGAGUAACACCGGGGGGCCGCCAAAGCCCACUGCCCCGCCUCCCUCGUGUGAACUUCAGCCGGGUUGCCGCCAGGCAGACAACAUGAUAAACAUCUUGGUUCGGACAGUCGUGGCUUUCUAACUUGAGCCCUGGACUCCGGACUGUGCCCGUAGCUUUAGCUGGCCCGAGUUACGUCGAGGCCGCUGUCCAGCCCUGUGUGACCUGGGGGCUUAGGCUUUGGUCGUCCACUUCCCGGUGAGGAAUCCUGACCUCGCUCCUGUCCUUCCUCAGGCGCUGGUGACGGCUUUGGUGGCAGAGGGGAGUGGUGGUGGGGAGGACGAGAGAGCAGCUGCCUAUCUGGAGAAUCUGCUCCAUAAUGCUGCUAAGAGGCUGGUCCGAGAGGAGAAGGUGGGACGCUUUUUCUGGCCUCGGUAGUAGUCACCUUCCAGGCUGGGGCGGAAGGGACCGCGGCGUCAGACUGUAUGGAUGCCGGUCGGUGAAGCCGGCCAGCACGCAUCCAGACUUCAUAGACUCGUGGAGACCCCGGUGGUCUUCCCUUUAAGAGAUCUGCCUCAGACCUUUCUAUUGGAAAGAGACAUAUAUGAUGGUGCUAUUAACAUGACUUUGUAUUUCCUCUUCCCUAACUUAAUGCUUGUUCUUGGCCGCCCAGUGGAGGCGGUGGUGGGAGCAGCAAGUGCUGGGGUGUUGAGGGCGGUUUGCUGGGGUGGGACGUGAGGUGGGGGAGGCUGGGUAGAAUCUUUCUCAGGGUUUAAACUUUUUUAAAUUGGGGGCGGUACUUCUGUCCCAUUAAAGCUUUUUAUAUAAAA